Messenger RNA from Haliotis rufescens (red abalone), 9237 nucleotides. RefSeq names its product ATP-dependent RNA helicase DEAH12, chloroplastic-like. The transcript is spliced from 2 exons. Bases 240 to 5093 code for a protein of 1617 amino acids. The record is from RefSeq and is a predicted model, not a curated record. Lineage: Eukaryota; Metazoa; Mollusca; Gastropoda; Lepetellida; Haliotidae. Gene Ontology annotation, cellular component: catalytic step 2 spliceosome; intracellular anatomical structure. Gene Ontology annotation, biological process: spliceosomal complex disassembly. Gene Ontology annotation, molecular function: ATP binding; RNA binding; zinc ion binding.
GUGAACAUUAAAACACCCAUUUGCGACAGGUACAGUCAGAAGCUGGCAGGUUGUGUUUGUUUGCUCGUUGUAUAACGCCGUACCCAGCAAUAUGACGGCGGUGAACUGGUAGGCGUGGGCAUUAAAACACCCACUUGCGACAGGUACAGUCAGAGGCUGGUUGUGGUAGGAAGUAACCAACGUCAGCAAAACAACCUCUAAAAUCAGUUGCCGUAUCAGAGAGCAGAGGCUCCAGCAAGAUGGCAGCCAAAUCUGGUGUAUCAGGUGAGGUUGAAGGCCAGGUGUCACGGGUUUCAGCAGACACCAAGAAAGCGGCAAUUCCCUCCGAGGAAAGACAGAACACACUGAACAGGAAUGAGGCACUGGCUCUGCCUACUAAGAGGGACGAAAGUGAAUUUGAGAAACAUUUCUCAAUCAUCAGAGGAAGGGCAGAUAAAGUCUUGAGCCUUCAUAUGGAAAAGAUCAAUGUUACUUCCAAGAAUAUUGAGAGUCUGUCAUCAAACAAGCAUGUAACAAUUGAUGAGUAUGAGGCAAAACGGUAUGAAAAAGAUGCUCUGAAGGAUAAGUUAGAAGAGUUGAAACUGCAGAAGGAACAGUUUACAACAUUUAUGAAGAGUUUGGAGUCGAGACUGGUUUCACUAUGGAAAAAUAAUACCUAUGCUAAACACAUUGAUAAUCUACGGAGAGACUUUGGUGUGGAGCUUUGUAGACUUACAUCAGCAUUGCCUAUGUAUGCAAGAAGAAAUGAUAUAAUCAGAACGGUACAGGACAACCAGGUUUGUGUUAUAUUAGGGGAGACUGGGUCAGGGAAGAGCACACAGAUGACACAGUACCUUCAUCAGGCUGGCUUCAGCAAAGAUGGAUUCAUCGUGUGCACACAACCAAGGAAGGUUGCGGCCAUAAGUCUGGCAACCCAUGUUGCAUCAGAGCUGGUGACAAAUGUGGGCAAUGUUGUGGGAUAUAAAGUUGGGAUGCAAUCUAAAUGCGGAGGAGCUACCAAGAUCUUGUACAUGACUGAUCACUGCCUUCUGAACGAAUGUCUGAAAGAUCCAAUUCUGUCUGCUUACAGCUGUGUGAUAGUUGAUGAAGCACACGAGAGAAGCAUCUACACUGACCUGCUACUUGGAAUGCUGAAGAUGUGCCUGAAACAGCGCCCUGAUCUCAGGGUGAUCAUUACAUCAGCGACUAUUGACCCUGAAGUCUUUGUCAGAUAUUUUGGCAAGUGCCCAGUCUUGAGAGUAUCUGGGAGAAUGUUUCCUGUCGAAGUAGAGUACCAAGAAGAAAAUGAUGGAGGCAAGUCUUUUGAUAACUAUCAGAGAGAAGCUGUCAACAAAGCUGUACAAGUCCACACAAAAGAUCCACCAGGUGACAUUCUGGUCUUUGUUACAUCUCCUUUAGAGACCGAGAAAUGCAGUGAAGAUUUUAACAAUAGACUCCAGGGAAGGACUGACUUCAAAUGUCUGGUUCUUCAUGGUCAGAUUCAACCAGAUGAGCAGCAGUUGGUAUUUCAGGACACCCCUUCAGGAGUCAGAAAGAUUGUCUUUGCCACAAACAGUGCAGAAACUUCAAUCACCAUUCCAGGUAUCAAGUAUGUUAUUGAUACUGGUCUUGCAAAGGAGAAACGUUAUGAUCCUCGGCGAAACAUGAGCACAUUGAGCGUAGUUCUUAUCAGUCGCAGCUCAGCAGAUCAGAGGAAAGGUCGUGCAGGAAGAACAGGCCCUGGGAAAUGUUACAGGCUCUACAGUGAAGAGACGUAUCAUGAAAUGGAAGCAGUCUCACUGCCAGAGAUACUGAAGGUUCACUUAGGACAGGCAAUGUUGAAGCUGACAGAGCUUGGAAUUAAUCCGCUAGAGUAUGAAUUUGUUCAGUCACCGGGACCAUCAGCAAUAGCUACAGCUAUGACUACACUUGAGGAACUUGGUGCAGUCAAAGACAAUAAGAUCACGGAAGAGGGGAGAGAACUAGCAAGGUUUCCUGUUGAACCUCGACUGGGACUAAUAAUCCAGAAAGGAAGAUCUGAAGAUGUUCUCUUUGAUGCAGUUGUUCUUGCAGCUGUGAGCAAUGUUGGAAGCUCAAUAUUCUUCAGAGGUGGAAGUGACGACAAUAAGAAGAAAGCUGACAAGCUGAAGAUACAAUUCUGUCACAAUGGCGGCGACAGUCUCACUUUGCUGAAUGUAUACAGAAAAUGGAACAAAGAGCCUGAAAAGGAGAAGAACAAGUGGUGCUUUGCAAACAACUUUAACUCAAAAGCUCUGCGAAUUGCCAGAGAAACUGUCAAUGAGGUGAUGACACUUUUGAAGAAGGAGGCAAAAGUGAAGGUGACGAAUGAGUUUAAAGACCCACAAGACGCAGAUGUGAAACUUCAGAAAAUACUCUUUGACAGCUUCACCUCCAACAUCUGUCAUUCUCUCGGGCUUGCUAAGGCAGGGUAUUAUGCUCCGAGACUUGAGCAACAGGUUCAUGCUCAUCCCUCUACGGUCCUGUAUCCACUCAACUUGGUUCCUGAGUGGCUUGUCUUUGAGCAGUCCAUGAAGACAUCCAAAGACUUCAUUACAGGACUGACGCCAGUGAAUGAAUCCUGGGUUGUUGAAGCCAUUGAAUCUGGACGUCUAAAGAGAGAUCUCGAAGAGAUGAGAAAGAAACAGCUUCUUCCUGUGCAUGUUGAACAUGUCGGAUCAUAUCUUUUCUGGAAGCUUGUUGGUCCUUAUUUUACAAAACUAAAACAAUUUGAAGUAGAAGCAUCAAAUCUAGUAACACCAGAUCUGGUUGUCAUUGAGGCGUCGAAGGAAAAAGGGGAACUGAAGAUAUUUUGCUCUGAUCAUACAACUGAGAAAUUAUCGCAACUCUUCAAUGAGGUAACUGGACCUGUGAAAGAGUAUUUGGAAGGAGAAGAUUUGGAAGUGCCAUUGGGUCAGACUAAAGAGAGUGCUGGUGUUCGUGUCAUCCUUGGAAAAGGGGGAGCUGUGAAAGACAUCCUCAUGGCAGAUGAAUACAGAACAAUACGUGUUGACAGCCCAGGUGAAAAUUCAUCAGCAGACACCAUCUUGAACAAGUUUGGCCGUUUUGGAAAGAUAAAGGACCACAGGGUGUUCAAGAAUCCCCAAAAGCGAUGGGGUUGUAUUACAUUUGAAUCUUCAGAUGCAGCAAUGGAAGCAGUGAAUAUGACAAAAUCUGAUUCUUCAGAAGUCGCUGUUCCUGAGAAACAUGUUCGAGGGAAUCAAGAGUCCCAGUCAAAACUCCAGGUUAAAAUAACAUGGUGUAGAAGAGAGUCCAAAGGAUUUGGUUAUGCUGACGUGGCACCAGAAGUGAUGCCACAGAUUUUGCAAAGAGGUUCACUGAACAUCAAAGAAACACUUGUAAAUAUUAGCAUUGACAAGAAAAGUGGAAAGAGCCUUUAUCUUAGAAAUCUUGGUCAAACUAUUACUGAAGCUGACAUCAAAAAGUCAAUUCUAUCAUCUAUGAACUAUGAUGAAGAUGAGGCAAACAUCAUUCAUAAGGUAACUGUAGUUAGAGAGAAAGUGAACACAACCAAAGAGCAGUUGACCACCUUCAAGACUCAGCUACAGGCGCAGCUCCAACACUAUUCACCAGACAAUAGAUUCCAGGUGGAGAUUAAAGAGCCAACAGCAACAAAUGUAUUUUACCUUGCCUUUGCAUCUUUCACAAAUCCGGAUGAGGGUAUAGCAGCUUGCCAAGGUUUGUCCAGGCAGUUUUAUCUCAAUGACCGAGUGGUCACCAUGGAGCCAGACAUAAGGUCAUCAUUGUAUGUAAACAGAGACGUACAUGCAGCAAUCAAAGAUGACCUGGAUGCAUACUUGAAAGAAUUCUCGACCUAUGGCUUCACAGAUGUUCGAGUCACUCCAAAGCCACUGAAGGACAAAACUGUACUUUAUAUCAAUGCAUCUAGUUCUAAGGAGCUAGCAAAGGUUCGAGCUGAUCUACAGAACAUCAUACAGGGAGACGUUCUUGAAUGUGGAAUGGAUCAGAAACUACGGCAACUUUUUUCAAGGGCUGGAAGGGACUUCCUAAAAGAAACAGAAAAGAAGUGUAAUGCUUUCAUUCAAGUUGAUGGUAGAACCUUUACGUUAUCCAUCCAAGGGGAAAAAGAAGCACGCGCUAGAGUACACAUUUUAAUCAAAGGUUAUCUCCAAGAAUUGUCUGAAGGAGAAUGGAAGGAGGUACAUUUGCGGGGAAGAGACAAACCUAAUGGGCUGAUGAAGACACUGAUGAAUGAAUAUGGCAUAGAGCUUGAGAAGCUACAGCAGGACAUUGGCUUGAGAUCUGUAGUCCUGAACUUCAAGCAACAGAUUGUGAAGUUGGUGGGAUCAGCUGAAGACAUUGACAAAGCUGUCAAAGUCAUAGAAGACAUUUCAUCCAAAUUGCUGGUUGGUGUCAAAGCUCCAGAGGAGGAAGAACUGCCAGAUUGUUGUGUCUGUUUCUGUCCAAUAGAACCAAAGGAACUGUGCAGACUGCAGUGCUGUGGUCACGCCUACUGUCUUGACUGUGUCAAGAGACAAGUGGAAACUGCAGUCACCGAUCGAGACUUGCCCAUCCUUUGUGGGCAUGAUGGAUGUGAUCAACCAUUUGCAUGGAAGGAUUUGUCUAAUUUGGUGCGAGAGGGGACAUUAACUGCGGCAGGUCUGGCUGUCUCCUCUUUGAGUUCCUUUGUUGGCAAAAACAGCAAACACUACAAGUACUGCUUGACCCCAAACUGCAACAUGGUGUACCGAGUGACCUCAACGGGAGCUGUGUUCCAGUGCCCUGAGUGCAGUGUAAGAAUAUGCACUAGUUGCCACACUCAGUAUCACGAUGGACUAACCUGUGCCAUGUACAAGAGUUCCAAGGAUGAAGAAGAGCUUGAACAGAGAGAGAAGGCUGGCGAAGUCAGCAUUGAAAAGUGGCUAGCUGACAAUUCCAAAACAGUAAAGAGGUGUCCUAGCUGCCAGACCCCCAUACAAAAAACAGAAGGCUGCAAUCGUAUGCACUGUACAGGAUGUAAGUGCCAUUUCUGUUGGUUGUGUCUUAAAUGGUACAGUACAUCUGGUGAAUGUUAUGCUCAUUUGAGUGAAACACAUGGGGGGUAUUUUACUUAGUAUUAUGGGCUGUUUGGCGGGGUAUAGGUUUUAACAGGAAGUCUAUAUAUUUUCACAAGGGGGUUUAUGCAUGUCUUAUAUUUUCCCUCAGUUAAGUAAGUUGAUUAUAUCUAUUUAAGUAGCACACAGUGCUGCCAAUACAAAUUAUAACAGCAGCUGGGGUAUCAUUACCAUGGCCAGCAGCACAGAGUCAUGUGCGGGUCAGCGGUUUGUAAUUAAUGCUUGAGAAUGGUCGGUUGGCAACUGAAGCUUAACAUUGUGGAUGAGGUGCGGGAUAUUGCAGGCUGACCAUAUAUUCAACGUAACACGAUACAUGGCAGUCUAACAGUGAGACUUGACCCUCGGACAUCGGCUAGGCCGGUGGACCCUCUUGCGUCUCCAGAGGCUAGCUGCAUGGAUAUAAAGUAGCAGCAUACUAUCAGAGAAUAAACGCUGUGGACCCACAGACGGACUUGUGUUCUCAGUACCAGAAGUAUCCGGUAGAGCAACGUCUACCUUUGACAUUAAGCAUAACCAUGAGCCGAUAGAGGAUUUAGCCACAAAUUGAACUGAACUGGUAACAUUUCAAAUCUGGCUCUUACUGCUAGAACCGAAUGAAUGUGAACUAUAGUCCUCGCCACUUGAAAUAGAAUCCCGAAAUAUUGCAACGAUUAAUUAACGAAGAUAGCUGCAUGUGUGCUAAUACGUACAAACUGAAAACAAGCCACUCUGCUUUUCACGAAAAGUCUUUUUCGCUAACGAUAAAUGUCAUUAAGUUUUUAUCACCUGGGUACAAUCCGGGUAAAUAUCGAGAGUCACAUGACUGCGAGCGGUAAUAUUUAAAAGCCGAAAACAAGCCACCCUGCCCAUAAGGACUCUAACCUACAGAACUGACAAAAAAUGAUAUUUCGUGAUUGUAUUUCAAGUGGUAAGGACUGGACAAGAGGACGGUGGAAAUGCAGCUUUGUUUUAGUUUAUCCAUGAAUAUAUUUUUUAGAAUGACAUCUCUGUGACAAUUUUUUACUUUUUACCAUAUAUAUGCAUGUAUAAAUCUUAAGCACCCUAUUUUGAUAUAUCGUUUGCCUUAUUUUGAUAAAUGUCUAAGAUAUAGCCGAUACCUGAUGAAAUAUUGGUACAAGACACUGUGUGGUCACAAGUACUGAAUCAUACAAUCUCAUACAAAUUCACUGAGGAAGCAAAGGAAUGGCAAAAAAACAACUAUAUUAGCAUAAAACAGGAAGAAAGCAUCAGCAGAAACAACUUCUGUUUUUGUAUUUCUAUACGAGUAUGUCUCUUUGUAAACAAAAUAUAAAGUGUUUCUUUUGACCAAAACUUAAUACACGAUCAUUUUGAAAAUUAUAAAUGGAUAUUACAAAUGGAGAAUUAACAAGUAAGCGUUGCUGAACAUUUUCCAAGUUUAAUGACUUCUUUUAUUCCUCAGAAUACUUGCCACGGAUAGUUAACAAUGUUUGUAAUUAGACUCUGGAAAAUGUAUAUACAUUUGUGAUGCCAUUAUUAAGUUUUAUAGAUAUUUCUUUUGAAUAAUAUUUUGAUCUGUCUUCGUAAAGAGUGUAGAGAACAUCAUGUAAUUAUUGUAAUCUAAAAUGUUACAUAUGAUCAUCCCUGGCAAUCUCGUUAAAAAGCUGUGUGUUCGCUACCUCUAAACACAGAUCUGCGGACAUAACAUUAUGGAUGGGUUAUAUUUUAUCCGACCAAUCAGAGCGUCGUUUACCUAGAUUGCGAGAGUGACAGUAGGUAAUGUGUUUUCUAACCAUGCGAACCUGAGAAGCAUAACACGAGACAAAUGACAGUUACAGGCUGUCCGACUGAUUCUAGACCGCCUCCAUGGCCUAGUGGUAGAACGUCCGCCUGGAGGUCCGGGGUUCGAUCCACACACGUGCAUGUACGUCGCUAUAUAAGUGCAAUAAUCUUGGACGUGCCAAUAAGCCCCAUUUCAUCGCCUCACCUCCCACUGAUUCCGUCAAAACCAUCGUCUAUCUCCCGCUUCAAUGGGAUAAACCUCUAAAAUGGAAGUCAGAGACUUUCCAUAGCCCUUUAGAAGUAAUGCCAGACAAUCCCGGCCAUCUAUCAGACAUGACAAAAUUUUCUUUUGUUCCAUUUUCAAAUUUUGAAUCAAUAAUUUCCAAAGCAUACUCUUACUUGGUAUUCUUCAGAUAAUGUAAUACAAACUUGGUGAAGGGUCUCAUGUUGAGCAGAAUUAAUGAUGUACCUAUAUUUUGUUUUCUGAUUUAAUUACCGUUGAUCAUCAUGGUUCUUUCAGGGCUGAUUUUGUAUGUAGUUGAUGUCUGAGGUGGCAUACAUGCCAAUUCGUACCUAUUCUUGUUGUAUUCCCUUGUGUUCUCAUAUUGGACUAUGUUCAGCAGACCUUUAGCCAGCUCUGAUUUCUGUUAUUUAAUGAUAAAGCCUUCAUUGCUUCUGUUUUGCAAAUUUCGCCAGAUACCUAUUGUCAAAAAUGAAUUUCUUCAUUGGGUGAAGGGUGGGUAUCAAGUACAUGUUUCAGAUCUUAUAUCUACACAGAAAGGUACUUGUCAGCUAGAAUUUUUGUGAAUCUUCAGCUCUGUUUAAUGACAUAGCUCUCAUGAUUCUUAACAGAAACUGGGCGUUAUUGACACUAGGAAACGAAACAAAGUAUUUAUUGAAAAAAUAAUAUAUUAUAUAACUUGAAGACAACUGAAGAUGAAAUCCACUUUUUGUUUGAGUGUACAAACUAUUCUGCUUUGAGAAGUAAAGACAUUUAUUAUAUCCAUACGUUUGAAGUUUUAAGACUGCUGAUAACAUUUACACUUGAGAGGAUGAAGUAUUGUUUAUUUGUUUGUUGUUUAACGCCGCACUCAGAGGAUGAAGUACUCAGUCUUCUGAAUAAACAUUGUGUGAAUGUUGUUUAAUGUAUCUCUCAGCAACAUUCCUGUUUGGAUACGAUAACCUGUGAAUAAUCUUCUUGUCACCAUGAGCAAUGAUGCAUGUCAUGGAGUACGAUGAAAUACAUUUUAACUUUCCUAUGUUAAUAGGCAAGUAAACUCAACAUUGCAACUUUACAGAUUGUAUUACUUUAGGGCAUUCUUAAUCACAAAUGCUUGACCAAAAUUAAAUUUGAAAAAGGGAAAUAGUGUAAGGCAAAUAUGCGAAAUCGUCCCCCAAAUCUGCCAUUGAAGGGAUAUACCCCUUACUGGUUUCCCCGGUCUUUGAUACACUGUGCAAUCUCAACAAUCAGACCGGCCUCCUUAUGCCUGCUUCUGGAUUUUUUAAUCUAAUUACGGGCCUUUUUCUGUCAGCUCAUCCGUUAGAUUACCGUGUCCACAACUCAUGUCAACUUAUGCUUUAUCAGCAACAACAUUGAAGAUGCCUUCAGUUGUCUUCUCAGGGAAUUAUUCCAUGACAGGCAUUCAUUGUGUGGAACAGGACCCAGGUCAGCAGGUGUUUUAUAGUACCCAUAAAAAGCUUGUUACAGACAUUAAUUGUUUUUUAAUUAUUCACAAUAUCAAGAUCAAAGGUCGUUUCACACACUCAACAGUGUAUGCAAUGUUAUUUUUGUAGACUUUUUAGAUUCCCUUUGAUUUGUUACUUCCUGGGGUAUCCAUUUAACUCCUAAACAUCACAAGAUAGAUCAUAUAAUAAAUAGAGGCUGCAAGCAAGACUUCAUAUCAGCCAAUUAAUAAAUUGUCAGGCACAGCUGCACCAUCGCGCUGGCAGCUCUAGGCCACGCCUCCAAAUAGGUUUGUUUAUUAAUCCUAUUACAAAGCGUGUGAUUCAGCACGUUUGACGAAUGUUGUUUUUUCCUCUCUUGGGAAUCGACUUUGGGGCUGGCCAUUUGAUAUUUAGGGGGCCCCCAGGUUUUGGGGUAGAGUCUUUUUUUUUUCUUCUUCAUUUUUAGGGGCUGAGAUUUUUUUUUCUCAAAAAGAGAGCUGAGAUUAUAUUUUUACAGCACCGUUCAAAUUCAACCUAUGGAAAGACUGUUAAAUAUGCUUACUGUUUACUAAAACAUAAUAACUGUACAGAUGUAGGUGAUUUUUAAACAGAACAAUGAAAAUAGCAGUAUAAUAAAGCAUUUUAUAAAAUAAUAAAAAAAAGACCAUUUUGUUAUGUUUGUACUCACAUCUACUGGAGGAAUGUACUUUUCAAUUACUAAGAUGAUGUGGAUGAUGGA